Messenger RNA from Yarrowia lipolytica CLIB122, 1083 nucleotides. RefSeq lists its product as uncharacterized. The record is from RefSeq and is a predicted model, not a curated record. Gene Ontology annotation, molecular function: DNA-3-methyladenine glycosylase activity; alkylated DNA binding; DNA-7-methylguanine glycosylase activity. Gene Ontology annotation, cellular component: nucleus; protein-DNA complex. Gene Ontology annotation, biological process: base-excision repair, AP site formation; DNA alkylation repair; base-excision repair. NCBI's taxonomy places the organism in Eukaryota, Fungi, Ascomycota, Dipodascomycetes, Dipodascales.
AUGCGCAUGAACAUCUUCCGCCGUCCUUCGAUCCACAAACUGGUGAUGGUUGCGACAACAAGAACGCGAACCAAGCGAAGUCUGGCUGAACCUGAAACAACAGCGCCUGUGGUGACUCCCAGUACUCCCAAAAGACAGAAAACCAAGCUUGAGAUCCCUACUACUCCCUUGGCUCCAGCCCCUAAGAUUUCCCUGGCUGAGUCUAUCAAGCUGAUACCCAAGCUAGAUCCUGUAACCAAAGACAACAGUCACUGGGACGAAAUUUACGAAUCAGAUUUCUCCAAGGGCCUCAAGUACAUUCUCGAUGUCGAUCCUUCUCUGGAGGAUAUCGUACACUCGUCCGAGUUCACUUCUUUUGUCAAAGAAGCUGCUACUCGGCAAGAGUCCAGAACCAACAGAAAGUGUAACAAUUGCUUCGAACAUCUUACAAGGGGCAUCAUUGGACAACAGGUAUCUGGAGCAGCUGCCGAGUCGAUUCUCAAGAAGUUCAAGAAACUGUUUCCAGUCGAAGGAAGCGAAGAUGGCAAAUUUCCGAGCCCACAGGAGAUCCUCGACACCCCAACCGAGGCCUUAAGAAGCGCAGGUUUGUCUGGAAGGAAGGCAGAAUACAUCACAUGUCUAUCUACGGCCUUUAAGGAUGGAACUCUGUCCGAUGACUGGCUCAGUACUGCCUCCGAUGACGAUGUUGUCGAUGCUCUGGUCGCCAUCAAGGGCAUUGGGCCUUGGUCAGCGGACAUGUUUCUUCUCUUUGCUCUUAAACGAAUGGAUGUCUUCACAUUGGGUGAUCUCGGUAUCCAGAGAGGUGUAUCUGUUUACCUCAAAGAGCGUCCUCAUCUUGCUGAGAUCAUCAAGCAGGUUGACUUUUCGCUCCCUAUUAAUGGGGUCCACAGUCCUGGCAAGUCUAAAAAGGCUGGCGCUCGAAAAGCAGCCAAGUCAAAGCCAGAUACAAAGGGUAAAUGGAGGGUGCCCACAGCAGAUGAAAUGACCUGGGUGGCCCAUCGGUUUGCUCCUUACCGUUCAGUAAUGAUGCUAAUUCUGUGGAAGAUCAGUGAUGUCAAUACUGCAAUUCUGGAUAAGAAGUGA